AUGCUUGGCGUACCCUUCGCAACCACGCCUGACAUGGCCUUGGCUGCUUGGCAUGAAGUCAAUGGAGACGAGCCGGUGCCUGCCCCCCUCGAUGGAGCUUCCGGGGACCAGUUCGUGCCCCACGCGGACGGAUAUCCCAUUACCUUGAAGGAUGGCAUCUCCAGCCGUUUGCGUUUUCGCAAGGAUCCUGCAGAACCUACAGGCUUCCAAGCAGAAUGGAGGGUUGCCAACAGAAGCUUCCCAAUCCCCGAGGGAUUCACUCUAGGACCAGCAGUGUCACGUGUCACUACGUAUUUCCAUGAGCCUCACAUGACAUUGGAGUUUGAUGAUGAGGCACGCGCCUUGCAUUUGUCUUACCAGGGGGGCUUAAACGUGCAAGGCCACGUUUCGCGAGAGAAAGGUGAUACGCAAACGGCGGCUCGCCUUGGUGCUGCACCUUGGCACGUUGGCGUUCUGGCGGCGCUCCUUCUCGUGUAUGAGAUCUUCUGUGGUGUUCAUGGCAACCAGGCUCUGGAGGAACGAAACCUGAAAGUCACCAAAGACCAUUUGCAGCGUGCCUUCUCGCUGCUGAAGUUAGUGCAUCGUUUGAAAGACAUUGCGUUGGGGGACUUGGCCUCCGACCCCGAUGCGGUCACCCCUACUGCGCAAGACCUCCUAGGAAGUGUUUCCGCACCUUGGGCGCAUGAAGACUUUGCAUCCUUCCCAGCAACCCAGCCUCCACCACAAGAUGACAACGGUGCUACUUCAGAUCACGAUGCUCCCCGUGCGCCCAACGCCGCGGACAGUCUCGUGGCCGCGCCGGCCACGCCUACGGUAGAGAAUGCUCCUUUGGCACUUCUGACUGCCAAAGACGUCCGGGCUCUGGAUUACGGAUAUGGCCACAAUGGCAGCAAUGUCCAAGGCAAUCUGCAUGCCCCGCGUUUGACAGACCGCUUCAUUGUUCGGCAGACCUUGCUCAUGGGGACCCCUAAGAUGGAUGCACGUGAGGCGUGCUCACGUCUGCGCUCCGCCAAGAGUGAAGGCAAGAAGGCUUUGCCGAGAGAUAAGUGGAUGAUCGUCAUGAAAGCUGCUGGUGACCAAUGCUCUGUGAUCCGGCUGCAGGAGAAUGAUGGUGGAUCGGUUUCCCUUGCUCUAAAACCACUCCCUUCAGAUGCCGAUGCACGCAUUCGGUAUCACAACGAUUUGAUGCAGCUUUGCGGCCUGAGUUUGCGUGAGCUGACUGAUGCUAUGGCGAAGGCUCAGAAAGCUGCUUCCGAGAGCAAACGCAAGCGCAAGAAGGAGGAUGAAGAUGAGGAAGCGGAGGAUGAGAAGUAG
This is a messenger RNA of Symbiodinium sp. CCMP2456, 1314 nucleotides long. The record is from the annotation of a GenBank genome assembly. Lineage: Eukaryota; Dinophyceae; Suessiales; Symbiodiniaceae.